Messenger RNA from Nelumbo nucifera (sacred lotus), 1676 nucleotides. RefSeq names its product NPL4-like protein B. NCBI's taxonomy places the organism in Eukaryota, Viridiplantae, Streptophyta, Magnoliopsida, Proteales, Nelumbonaceae. The record is from RefSeq and is a predicted model, not a curated record. Gene Ontology annotation, biological process: ubiquitin-dependent protein catabolic process. Gene Ontology annotation, molecular function: ubiquitin protein ligase binding; ubiquitin binding. Gene Ontology annotation, cellular component: nucleus.
GAAUCCUAAUCACUUACAACUGACUGCACCGAUAUUCGAUCGCAUGGAUUCUGUAGAUUACUUACAGCAUACUUCAUGCAAAAAAGAUGUCUAUAAAAUCCCACCCAUAGAACCAGAGAUAAAUACUGAAUUCUAUCUCCCUGCUAAUCGCUAGACAGUAGACACAGCGCCAGCGAAGAUGAUGAUGAUCAGGGUUCGUAGCAGAGAUGGUUUGGAGCGAGUCACCGUCGACAAUCCUCGUACCACCGUCUCCGCCCUCAAGACCUUAAUAGAGAACCAGCUUAGGGUUCCUGUCUAUAACCAAACCUUAUCCACCAACCGGAAUUUGCUCCUCGCAAAAACCCCACAUGACCGUCGUCGCUUCACUGACAUGUCUGACCCCCAAACAUCCAUCUCUUCUCUAGGAAUCUCGCACGGUUCCAUGGUUUACCUGGCUUACGAGGGCGAACGAUCCGUCGCCGGGCCCGCUUUCCAUCGGGCGGGCUCGUUCGGGAAGAAGAUGACCAUGAACGAUCUCAUUGCCAAGCAGAUGAGGAUUACGCGCCAGGAGAAUCCGCAUUGCGAUUCCGUUUCCUUCGAUCGGGAUGCCGCCAAUGCUUUCCAGCAUUACGUGAAUGACUCGCUCGCCUUUGCUGUUAAACGAGGAGGGUUCAUGUAUGGUUCGGUACUGGAGGGCGGAAAGGUUGAGGUGAAUUUCAUCUACGAACCGCCGCAGCAAGGGACGGAGGGAAAUUUGAUUUUGUUGAGGGACCCUGAUGAGGAAAACCUAGUUGAGGCGAUUGCAUUGGGGUUGGGAAUGAGGAGGGUAGGGUUUAUAUUCACGCAGACGAUCGGGCAGAACAAGAAGGAUUAUACUCUGUCGAAUUCGGAGAUACUACAGGCGGCAGAGCUUCACGGGCAGAGUGGGCUCAAGGAGUGGGUUACGGCGGUGGUUAAAUUGGAAGUGAAUGAAGAUGGUGGUGCAGACGUGCAUUUUGAGGCGUUUCAGAUGAGUGACAUGUGCGUUAGACUGUUCAAAGAAGGGUGGUUCGAGACGGAUUGUGGAGAAGGAUUUGAUCCCAAGCUCUCUCGGAUGAAGAAGGAUGUGAUGGUCGGAGUGAAGGACACCAAGGAAGUCGACAACGAUUUCUUCUUGGUGGUGGUGAAGAUUGUGGAUCAUCAGGGGCCACUCUCAUCGACCUUUCCCAUUGAAAAUAGGAAUUAUCCGGUGACUAUGAAGGCACUAAAGAAUCACCUGGAUCGGACAAAACGCCUUCCAUUUGUGAAACGAAUUUCUGACUCUCACCUGCUGCUUUUGGUAGCUAGGUUUUUGGACAUCAGUUCAGAUGUUCCUGCAUUGGCAGGGUGCGUGCAGGCACAAACAACAGUGCCAGAAGGUUACCAGCUUCUAAUCGAGUCUAUGGCCAGUGCUGCUUGACACAGACUUCAUUCAGUCUGGUUGUUCAGAUAAGUAUGGCUGAAUAUGUUAGCAUGUUUUGUGGAAUUCUCCCAAUCAAGUAAUCUCCAUUUGCAUUCUGGCAUUUUAAAUGUCAUCAAAAAUUGCGCAGCUGCUUUGUAGAUUGUAGGUCUCAUUGUAUAGAUAUAGAGCAAAGCAAAGGGUUGUAAUUUAUCUACUUGUCACUGGAUAUUUAUAUUUUCUAUAAGUAAGAAGUAAUAUUGGUAUAAUUGUAGCUCAA